Molecule: messenger RNA, 1689 nt
Organism: Cyphellophora europaea CBS 101466
Lineage: Eukaryota; Fungi; Ascomycota; Eurotiomycetes; Chaetothyriales; Cyphellophoraceae
Exons: 1
Coding region: 1-1689 (562 amino acids)
Source: RefSeq, a predicted model, not a curated record
AUGUGCAGCCGACUUCAGAAGUCACAACUUGGUAAGCCCUUCGCAGCUGCUGUCAACAGGACUGAUAAAUCAAGGCAACCACGCCCCUGGGCAAGCGUGCAGAAGGCCGUACCUUCUAGCAUCCCAGAAUACCAUAUUGUGCCUGAUUUGAAUGAACUGGACAGACAGUGGCGCUGGGCACAACCCGAUCUUCUGGAAAAAUACAAGCAUGAGGUCCGAACCCUCGCAAACGAUCCCAACAUUUGCCACGCCGGAGAAUCGAUCUCGAAACCUCGCCGAGUCACUCAGACAGAGGUAGUAGCCAGCGCCGUUAGCAUCAUCUAUGCCCGAUUUCCGAAGCUCGCGAACAGCCGAGUAAAUCCACCGUUGCCCAGGAAGCCAAAGCGGCCUCGUGCACUGUCUGAGAUUGACGUAUCGACUUGCUUUGCGGCCGUUCCCGAAACCCAAGGGCAGCCUAAGAGAUCGAAGAAGCGGCAGGCUUUAGAGGUUCUGGCUGACGAAGACCCCUCGAGUCCACCAUCUGUCAUUCCACCCACUAAGAGACACCGUGCCGACAGCGAAAAGGAGAAUGACCUUGGGGAGGUUCCUGCACAACCCACCCAGGAGACUUUUCCAUACGGUCUGGAUAUGCCAAUGCAGAAGAACCUGCUAACACCCAUGAAUGUGUCCAGAAAGCAGGUGUCCAAAGAAGACGAUGGCCCUGCUCCGCCGCCCGCAAAGAAAGUAAAGCUCGCGAUGAGGAACGCUGCACCCACGCGACCAGGCUUACAAGCUGUGUCAAACAUGAAAAGCUCAGACCCCCAAAAUGUUCACAGCACAUCGAGACUCCCAAGUCCAGACACUCAGAACGAGCAAGCGACGAGCGUAUUCAUGAUUGAGGAGUCGACUCACCCGUUGCCACAGGACUCGUUUUCGGAUGAAUCGUCGUUGUUCGAAGAGAUGAUGAGUCAGGAGGCUGCACGCAUGAACAUUGGAGGCUCAGCCAGGGAUUCAAACGCAACAAGAUACGAAACAGGCAAGCCGAUUAUGCCAACACCUCUUCACUCGGCUAGUUUGCCGUCAUCCUGGGAUUGCCGGCCGUCGGCGCGUAGCUCACUCGCAACCGCCGACAUGACAGAUAUCGCUUCCUCGACUACCGCGCCUCGAAGUCUGAUCAUACCCUUCAUUCGUGGCAUUCCCCCGUCUAUGGAUGCACCCAAUCACCUCAUUCCCAACAUCCAGUCAGAGAACCGCAUUGUCACCUGCUUCCGUGUGGCAGAAGCGCUGAAACUUCGCUCAAACGCAGCUUCUACUCCACUUUCCAUUGACUGUAAUGGAAACAAGUUUUCUAGUGUGACAGUCGAGCUGUACGCUCGUAUCAAGCUCACGUACCGCUCAGAAACUACGCAAGUGUUCGUGUUUGAAGACAUCUUCUUCCCCAACAAGCCUCCUUACUUACGCGGGGUCCACCAGUCAUGGCAGCAGUGCAAAACCGAUGCUGCAUCUAUUCUCGGCGAGAAUGUACUGCAGGACGCGGAAGGAGGUCAUUUAUGCAGAGCUAUCGUUCGUCUCAACACCAGUGUGCCACGGAAUCUGAAUGAAAUGAUUGAAGGAUGUGUACUGAGCGUGCGUGCAGCUGACUGGGGCGAGAUCAAACAUGUGAGAGGAAUUGUGGAUCCGAAAUGUCUGAAUGUAUCGAUAUCUUCUUAA